AUGUCCUCCCCCGAUAGCCCUCGCAUUAUAGUGGUCCUUGGAGCCACGGGCAAUCAAGGAGCAGGUGUAGUUCGUGCUGUGCUGGAAUCUAAGACACCCGACGGCGGUCUUUGGCAUGUUCGAGGUCUCACGCGAGAUCCCAACUCGGAGAAGGCGAAGAAGUUUGUUGCCGACAACCAGACAAGUGAUCAUCGGCUUUCGCUCGUCCGCGGGGACGCCUAUAAUGGGUCUUCCCUCCAAGAUGCCUUUGCAGGCGCCUAUGGCGUGUUUGCAAUGACAUCCGAGACCCAAGCGGGAAGGGUUCUGGAGCAAGAGGAAGAUCUGAAGCAUGAAAUCGAGGCGGGUCGUCAGAUGGUCCGGGCAGCGAAAGCGUGUGGUGUCAAGCACUUUAUCUUCAGUAGCUUGCCAGAUAUGGUCAGCGUCACUGGAGGCCGGUACCCGAACAUUUAUCACAUGAACAACAAGCAUGAGAUUGAGAAAUUCGCACGGGAGCAGUUGAGCGCUGUGACCUGCCUCAUUCCAGCGGAUGGCGUUGUCCGAUUCCACAUUCCCAUCCCCAGUAGCCAAGUUGCACAGUGGACGGACCCAGUUUAUGACAUGGGCAUCUUCGCAGCCAAAGUUCUAGAGAGCGGCAUUGAAAAGACCCGUGGAAAGACAUACCUUGUGCUGAGCUCGCGAGUUACACCUGCUGAGAUGGUAGAGACAUUCACAAAAGUCACUGGUCAGCGCGCCAUCCACGAUCCAAUCUCUGCAGAGGAAUUUGGGGAGAGAACAGCUCCCUUCGUCGGGCCGGCUUUCAAGAGAGAUGCUACAGAGAUGAUGGAAUGGGCUGCCAUACUUCCGGCGGACAAGAUCUGCUACGGGGCCUAUGCAGAAGAUGAGGACCACUCCUUCGAGGAAUUAGGUCUCAAGGCGUCAUCGUUUGAGGAAUGGCUUCACCGCAGUGGCUGGACCGGUCCAGCAUAAUGGGAUGGGAAGAGCCAGUUGACUACCCUAGAAUCGCUGAGUUCGAG
Molecule: messenger RNA, 1013 nt
Organism: Aspergillus saccharolyticus JOP 1030-1
Lineage: Eukaryota; Fungi; Ascomycota; Eurotiomycetes; Eurotiales; Aspergillaceae
Product: putative cinnamoyl-CoA reductase
Exons: 3
Coding region: 1-966 (321 amino acids)
Source: RefSeq, a predicted model, not a curated record